GCGAAUCGGAACUACAAAAGGCCUGGCACACGACAGCCUCAGAUUCAUUCUGCGAUCAUCGGUUGAGCGCGCGCGUUGCAAGUCCAAUAACGUUAUCUCAUCUUCCUCACGAGAACAGCAACGGCAUCGGCAUCCGUUCUCGCGACAGGUUUUCAAUACAUUCGUUUAUCACCUAUAGCAGCAGGAACACCCACCCCGUCAAUUAAUCGUGUAUCACAGAAAUAAGCCAGGAUGGGUUUAUUAAUGGCUAGUCUGGGCCUUUGUCUAAUCUUAAUAGGCAUGCCAUUGCUGGUUCUCAGCCAGAAUAGGUGCUUGACUCUAUCGGGGUCUACCGGACAGUGCAUUCGCGCCCAGGAGUGUCCUUUUGUAAACCAGCUCCUCAAUGUCUAUGGCAGAAGCAUCCCAGACUAUUUUCGCAGUCAAUUGCGGCAAAUGACGUGCAAUAGCGGACGAGGUGGUGCAUACGUGUGUUGUCAGAUCAACACGUUGGUUCCGCAAGUUCAAACAAAAACACAAUCCACCGAUAUAAACAGAAUCGAUCAGCAGGGCUUAAGAUUACUAAACUCGAUCACGCAAUGUGGUAAUCAAGGAAACCCCAAAGUCUCAGGUGGUAGGCCAGCCAGACAAGGUAGUUUCCCCUGGAUGGCACUCCUCAAGUACGACAUCGACGAUCCACGACCAUUCCGUUGCUCCGGAAGCCUUAUAACCGAGAAUCACAUCCUUACCGCGGCCCAUUGCAUUGUCCAGCAGCCAGAUGUCAUUGCUGUUCGUAUGGGGGAACACGAUCUGGAGACUGAGAGGGACUGUGCUGUUUUGGGUGGGACCAAAGUUGUCUGCCAGGAGUACGAGGACUAUGAGGUCGAAGACAUUCGAGUUCACCCCAACUACGUUCACGGACAAAUUCAUUACGACAUUGCCGUCAUUAAGGUGAAAGGCAUUAUAAGGCCCAAGUCGCACAUCAAGCCCAUUUGCCUGCCCAUCGAGGAGAAGUCCCAGGAUUUGAGCUACAACCAAGACUUUUACAUCGCCGGUUGGGGUCGGACUGAUAAAACGGACGAGCCCUCUGUACUCCAAAAGGCCAUUAUCCAACGAAAGGGUCUGGACGAGUGCCGGCAGUUCUAUGGUAAUGACGAGGUGAACGACAACCAUAUCUGUGCCACGGGUAGUGAACUGAAGCACACCUGCCAGGGGGAUUCCGGUGGCCCGGUUUUUAUUAAGCAUCGCUUCAAGAACUCCUUCCGAUUUGUCCAGUAUGGAAUCGUUUCGUUCGGAGAGAAACGGUGUGGCCAGAACCAAAAUCAGCCAGGCCUUUUUGCCAACGUACUGGACAUGCUACCCUGGAUCACCCAGAACCUACAAUAGAUCGUCGAUCAACCCGAGAUGCCUGGCUUUGUCACAAUUAUUUACAUUUAUUUAUUUAUAUAUUCUAAACACCCGUACUCUAAAAAGCUCUUGCCAUAGAUAAUCUAGAGGACUCAUAAGUUUUUUGACAAUUUUUAAUAUAUUUUAUAAGCACCAUUAA
Molecule: messenger RNA, 1522 nt
Organism: Drosophila ananassae
Lineage: Eukaryota; Metazoa; Arthropoda; Insecta; Diptera; Drosophilidae
Product: serine protease grass
Exons: 4
Coding region: 232-1362 (376 amino acids)
Biological process (GO): proteolysis
Molecular function (GO): serine-type endopeptidase activity
Source: RefSeq, a predicted model, not a curated record